AUGGCUGGGGAGAGGAAAGGUUCCCAUUUUUUAGGGUACUCCGGGGAACAGAUAUCCAGUGGAGACGACGGGAUGGGGCCUGUAGCUCAGAGGAUUAGAGCACGUGGCUACGAACCACGGUGUCGGGGGUUCGAAUCCCUCCUCGCCCACAACCGGUCAAAAGGGGAAGGACCUUUCCCUCUGGGGGUUGAAAAAUCAUUAUAUAAUAAUCCAAAAAUUGCAAUAGAAAAAGAAUCCAGAAAUUGCAAUAGAAAAGAAAAAGAGAGGUUUGCGAUGAUUUUUCAAUCUUUUAUACUGGAUAAUCUAGUAUCCUUAUGCAUGAAGAUAAUUAAUUCGAUCGUUGUGGUCGGACUCUAUUAUGGAUUUCUAACCACAUUCUCCAUAGGGCCAUCUUAUCUCUUCCUUCUUCGAGCUCGAGUUAUGGAAGAAGGGACCGAGAAGAAAGUAUCAGCAACAACUGGGUUUAUUACGGGACAGCUCAUGAUGUUCAUAUCGAUCUAUUAUGUGCCCUUACAUUUAGCAUUGGGUAGACCUCAUACAAUAACUGCCAUAGCUCUACCGUAUCUUUUAUUUCAGUUCUUCGGCAAUAAUCACAAAAAGUUUUUGAAUUAUGGAUACAAGAAUCCAAAUUCAAUACGUAAUUUUAGUAUUCAAAGAAUAUUCUUUAAGAAUCUUAUUUUUCAGUUAUUAAACCCUUUCUUUUUACCAAGUUCAAUAUUGAUAAGAUUAGUUAACAAUAGAUUAGUUAAUAAGAUCUUGAUUACUAUUAAUAAAUAAAUAAUACCAAAUUACUAAAAAGAUUAAUAUAAAGAAUAUAAAAAAUAAGAUAUAUGAAGAAAGUCGUCCACUCCCUAUAUAUUUAAUAGUUUCUCCCAUAAAAAAACUUGUAACACCAAUUCCAUUUGGAAUUCCAUCAAUUACUUGUCUAUCCAUAAAAUAAUUUAUUUUACUUAAUUUUCUUACACUUCCAAUUAAAGAUAUUUCAUAAAAAGCAUCUAUAUAACCACGAUUAUAUGACCAAUCAUAUAAGACAUUUAUUAUAUUAUCGGCAAGAAUUUGUUUGGGAACACUUUUUUCAAAUAAAUUGAAUAAAUUCAAAUUUAGUAAAUCUGAAAAAACCGGUUUAUAAAAAAAAGACGCUAUAAAUAUUCCGAAAAACGUUAGAAUCACAGAAAAAGUUACGUUUGUAAAAAAUUCAUACCAAUCCUGAAUUUUUUUUGAAUUUUGAUGUAAAAGGUCUAUAAACGGAAUUAAUAAUCUUGAUAAUAUAUCGCAAUCUAUUCCUUUUUGGCUGAAAGAAAUUCCUAUGGCCCCAACAAAAAAAGUAAACAAUACUAAAACAAGCAUAGAAAAUUGCAUAGUAUUGUCCGAUUCGUGAGGAUAUAAACAAGCAGUUUUUUUAGUACCAAAAAAAUGGGUACUAUCAAAAAAAAGACGUGUUAUGCUUUUGACAUUUCGAUGAAUUCGAUGUGAAUAUGUCUUCUUCAGAAAAAAAGAAGUCAUUUCAUUCUUUUUCAUUCUUAAUAAAGCUAAUAAAUAAAUUUUGUUUUUUAUUUUUUCUUCUUUACCCCAUAAAGAUAUUGAAUAGAAUGAAUUAUUUUUUUUUCCAUUGAAAUUUAGAAAAUGAAUGUUUAAAUAUCCUUCAAAAACAAGUAAAUAGAUCCGAAACAUAUAAAAUGCAGUUAAUCCUGCUGUGGAACAAGCUAUUAUUGCGAAAAUUGGUGAAUACAACCAACUAUCAUUAAGAAUCUCAUCUUUGGACCAAAAACAGGCAAAAGGUGGAAUACCACAAAGAGAAAGUGUACCUAUUAAAAAAGCAGUUUUUGUAAUUGGCACAUGUUUUGUUAAACCACCCAUAAGAACCAUAUUUUGACUUUUAGCUGGAGAAUAUCCAACAAUAGCUUCCAUUGAAUGAAUAAUGGAUCCAGAUCCUAAAAAUAACAAUGCUUUUGAAUAAGCAUGAGUAAUCAAAUGAAAUAAAGCGGCUCGAUAAGAUCCCAUACCUAGAGCUAAUAUCAUAUAACCCAAUUGAGACAUUGUGGAAUAGGCCAAAUCUUUCUUAAUAUCUUUUUGAGCAAUAGCUAAAGUAGCUCCUAAGACUACUGUUAUUAUACCUAUAAAAGCUAUUCCAUUCAUUAUGUAAGGUAGAACUAUGAAAAGAGGAAGAAGUCGAGCUACAAGAAAAAUUCCCGCCGCUACCAUAGUAGCAGCAUGUAUAAGAGCGGAAAUGGGAGUAGGUCCUUCCAUAGCAUCUGGUAACCAUACAUGAAGGGGAAAUUGGGCAGAUUUAGCAACUGAGCCACAAAAUAACAAGAGGGCGG
This is a messenger RNA of Abrus precatorius (Indian licorice), 2321 nucleotides long. RefSeq names its product protein TIC 214-like. Gene Ontology annotation, cellular component: membrane. NCBI's taxonomy places the organism in Eukaryota, Viridiplantae, Streptophyta, Magnoliopsida, Fabales, Fabaceae. The transcript has 2 exons. The record is from RefSeq and is a predicted model, not a curated record. The coding region runs from base 1 to 777 and encodes 258 amino acids.